Messenger RNA from Brassica oleracea var. oleracea, 1314 nucleotides. Its product is annotated as agamous-like MADS-box protein AGL1. The transcript has 8 exons. Gene Ontology annotation, cellular component: nucleus. The record is from RefSeq and is a predicted model, not a curated record. Bases 441 to 1187 code for a protein of 248 amino acids. Gene Ontology annotation, biological process: positive regulation of transcription by RNA polymerase II. NCBI's taxonomy places the organism in Eukaryota, Viridiplantae, Streptophyta, Magnoliopsida, Brassicales, Brassicaceae. Gene Ontology annotation, molecular function: protein dimerization activity; RNA polymerase II cis-regulatory region sequence-specific DNA binding; DNA-binding transcription factor activity, RNA polymerase II-specific.
UUAGUUAGUUUUCAAUUUCAAUUUCAGUUUCAGUUCCUAUAAUUUAUAAAUAUUCAUAUCUAUUUAUAUGCAUGUAUAGAGAAUAAAAAGUGUGAGUUAUAUAGCUGUCGAGUAUUUCCGUUUUGACAAUUGGUAGAUAAUUUAUCUGUUUUUUAUAUAUGUAUAAAUAUAUUUCAGCUAAGAAAAACUUGUAAACUUCUGUGUUUCUGCAAGUGGGGUCUUAAUACCUUCAAAAAAUAGUCCUUCAAAUGAAACUGAUCAUAAACCAAAUUUGAAAGAGAGAUGUAUUUUUCAAAAACGACAAUUAUUAGAAAAGCAGAAAAAAAGCAGUUAAGUGAUACUGAGAUCAAUAAUAAUAUAUAGUAUCUCUUCAAGAACAAUAUCUCAUUACCCACUUCUCCUUUGUGCUGAUCUAUCAUAAUCUUUAAACCCCAGAAUCAAUGGAGGAAGGUGGGAGUAGUCACGACGCAGAGAGUAACAAGAAGCUAGUAAGAGGGAAGAUAGAGAUAAAGAGGAUAGAGAACACAACAAGUCGUCAAGUAACUUUCUGUAAACGACGCAAUGGUCUUCUUAAGAAAGCUUAUGAGCUUUCUGUCUUGUGUGAUGCUGAAGUUGCCCUCGUCAUCUUCUCGACUCGUGGCCGUCUCUAUGAGUACGCCAACAACAGCGUGAAGGGUACAAUUGAAAGAUACAAGAAAGCUUGUUCCGAUGCCGUUAACCCUCCUUCUGUCACCGAAGCUAAUACUCAGUACUAUCAGCAAGAAGCCUCUAAGCUUCGGAGGCAGAUUCGUGACAUUCAAAAUUCUAACAGGCAUAUAGUUGGGGAAUCACUUGGUUCCUUGAACUUCAAGGAACUCAAAAACCUCGAAGGACGUCUUGAAAAAGGAAUCAACCGUGUCCGAUCCAAGAAGAAUGAGCUGUUAAUGGCAGAGAUAGAGUAUAUGCAGAAGAGGGAAAUGGAGUUGCAACACGAUAACAUGUACCUGCGAGCUAAGAUAUCACAAGGUGCGAGAUUGAAUCCGGAGCAGCAGGAUUCGAGUGUAAUACAAGGAACAGCGGUUUACGAACCCGGUCUAUCUUCCCAUGACCAGUCACAGCAUUAUAACCGGAACUAUAUUCCGGUUAACCUUCUUGAACCGAAUCUACAUUUCUCCGGUCAAGACCAACCUCCUCUUCAACUUGUCUAAGUUUUAAACAUGAAAAAAAACACUUGUUUCUUCCCCUCAAAACGGUUGUUCAGAGAAAGACACUAAGAGUAACUUCUUCUCAUGCAUAGUUUUUUAGGUUCCAAUAAUAAUAACAUAAAUAAAUCAA